ACGCUCCUCCCCCUAUCAGUGAGAUUCAGCCUACAGAUAGUCACAGUUCCCCAAGAGAACUGAAUUGAAAUACCGUAGGGUUUAGCUCGAAGCUCGAUAAUCAUGUUUGUGAAGGUUGUAGCUCCACUCUUGGCAGUUUUCUUGGCCGUGGCGAGUGCUGACUUGGUCGGAAGCCCGGUGGAUACAGACAUCAACAACACGGAAGUCCAGGAUGCCCUGCGUUUCGCAGUCGCUCGGUAUAACGCAGAGAGUAACUGCAUGUACACCAGUAAGGUUGUGAAUGUGAUCAGGGCCCAGACACAGGUUGUUGCCGGUGUGAAGUACAUCUUCACUGUCGAGAUGGCUAAGACUUCCUGUAAAAAAUCAGAAGAUGAAAACACGUGUGCCACCAAUUCGGACACAACGAUCGCACAACCCCAUGAAUGCAAACUUGCAGUGUGGAGUAAGCCUUGGGUGCCCAGCAUGAUGCUGAUUGAGAAUACCUGCUAAUAGAGAUCACUUUCAAUCAAAACUGAUGAGCUUGUUUAAGAGGUUAAAAUAUUUUAAAAUGCACUUUACAAUGUAUGUUGUACUUUUUUAACAUAUUCUAUCAACUAACACCAAUAAUCUAGGCUCUGAGAUUAGAAAAGGUUGUUUGCAGGGGGGAAAAAAAUGUAACAGAACUUAUUAAAGUAUAUGUGCUAUUAGGGAAUAUAAUAUAUUGAUUAUAAUAAAAGGUUUUUGUGAAUGCU
Molecule: messenger RNA, 731 nt
Organism: Ictalurus furcatus (blue catfish)
Lineage: Eukaryota; Metazoa; Chordata; Actinopteri; Siluriformes; Ictaluridae
Product: cystatin
Exons: 3
Coding region: 103-489 (128 amino acids)
Molecular function (GO): cysteine-type endopeptidase inhibitor activity
Source: RefSeq, a predicted model, not a curated record